This is a messenger RNA of Drepanopeziza brunnea f. sp. 'multigermtubi' MB_m1, 1449 nucleotides long. RefSeq lists its product as uncharacterized. The record is from RefSeq and is a predicted model, not a curated record. NCBI's taxonomy places the organism in Eukaryota, Fungi, Ascomycota, Leotiomycetes, Helotiales, Drepanopezizaceae. Gene Ontology annotation, cellular component: membrane.
AUGGGUGCUCUACUCUCUAUUCCACUGCUGGCAGUACCCAGCUUGGGAACGGUGGUAGGAUUCAUGGCAAGCUGUUGCGGUGCAGCUACAUGCUCUGCAGUCUGUAGCGCAUGUGGGAAAUGCGGCAACAGCGUUGCCACCCGAAUCGCAUACGCCCUCCUCCUCCUAAUAAACUCGAUCCUAUCAUGGAUAAUGCUGACGCCAUGGGCGAUCAACAAACUCCAAAAUUUGACGUUGGAUUACAUGGAGAUCGUCUGUCCGAACGGUCCUUGUUACGGCUGGGUUGCCGUCCACCGAAUCAACUUCGCUCUGGGAAUCUUUCAUAUGAUAAUGGGUUUUAUCCUACUGGGCGUGAACUCUUCCAAGAAUCCUCGCGCAGCGAUACAGAACGGCUUUUGGGGUCCCAAGAUUAUUGCCUGGCUCGCCCUGAUUGUGGUCUCGUUCCUCGUACCCGACUCCUUCUUCUUUGUAUGGGGCAACUACAUCUCCUUCGCAGGAGCUACGGCCUUUCUACUUCUCGGCCUCAUUCUGCUGGUCGAUCUCGCACACUCUUGGGCCGAAUACUGCUUGGAACAGAUAGAGGCAAAAGACUCCCAGGCUUGGAGGGGAAUUCUCAUUGGAUCGACGCUCGGGAUGUAUGCGGCCUCCAUCGCCAUGACCAUUAUCCAGUACAUCUUCUUUGCAGCCGGCGGCUGCUCCAUGAACCAAACCGCCAUCACCCUCAACUUGAUUUUUCUUCUCGUCGUUUCGGCCGUCUCCGUUCACCCCGCGGUCCAGGAAUACAAUCCCAAGGCUGGUCUCGCUCAGUCCGCCAUGGUCGCGGUCUAUUGCACAUACCUUACGAUGUCCGCUGUCUCCAUGGAGCCAGAUGAUAAGCACUGUAACCCCCUCAUCCGAGCUGGUACCCGAGGAACACGAACGACCUCGAUCGUUAUUGGUGCGGUUGUCACGAUGUUGACUGUCGCAUACACAACCACCCGGGCUGCUACACAAGGAGUCGCCCUCGGAGGCAAGGGAAAGAGUAUCAGACUACCAGAUGAAGAUGAGCACAACUUGGUCACCCAACAGCCGGACAGCCGUCGUGAAAUGCGCGCGGCAGCAUUGCGCCAAGCAGUCGAGGAGGGAAGUCUUCCAGCAGAUGCCCUCCUUGAUGACGACGACGACAGCGACAACGGAGCCGAUAGUCCCAAGGACGACGAACGCAACUCCACACAGUACAACUAUACCCUCUUUCAUGUUAUCUUCUUCCUCGCCACCACCUGGGUCGCCACACUGCUCACGAUGAACAUGGAAGAGUCGACGAAAGAUGGCAUCGAUUUUGCGCCCGUGGGACGAACAUACUGGGCUAGUUGGGUCAAGAUUGUCAGCGCAUGGGUUUGCUACGUGAUUUAUACGUGGACUUUGGUAGCGCCCAUAGUCCUGCCAGAUAGAUUCGACUUCUCGGAGUAG